Molecule: messenger RNA, 3007 nt
Organism: Grus americana (Whooping crane)
Lineage: Eukaryota; Metazoa; Chordata; Aves; Gruiformes; Gruidae
Gene: MTHFD2L
Product: methylenetetrahydrofolate dehydrogenase (NADP+ dependent) 2 like
Exons: 12
Coding region: 57-1433 (458 amino acids)
Biological process (GO): tetrahydrofolate interconversion
Cellular component (GO): mitochondrion
Molecular function (GO): methylenetetrahydrofolate dehydrogenase (NADP+) activity; methenyltetrahydrofolate cyclohydrolase activity; methylenetetrahydrofolate dehydrogenase (NAD+) activity
Source: RefSeq, a predicted model, not a curated record
CUGGCUCCUCCCCUCGUCGCUUGGUUGCGGCGGCGCUUCCGUCCGUCGGGGCCGACAUGGCGGCGGUGGCCGCCUUCUCCUCCUCCUCCGUGCUGCGCCCGGGCUUGGCGCCGCUGAGGAGAUGGCGACCCCUCUCGCGCCCGGCACCCCGGGCCGCCUACAGCACCAGCAGCUCCCCUCGCAGCGCCGCCAGUGAUGAAGCAACCAUUAUCUCAGGAACAAAGCUUGCUAAACAAGUUUUGAAAGAAGUUCAAAGGGACGUAGAAUCGUGGAUAUCCUUUGGAAACAAGAGACCUCAUCUCACUGUCAUAUUAGUAGGAGACAAUCCAGCUAGUCAUAUCUAUGUCAGAAACAAGAUAAAAGCAGCUGCAGCUGUCGGCAUUUCUAGUGAGAUCAUACUGAGGCCUAAAGAUGUUUCUCAGGAAGAACUCUUGGAUAUGACGGUAAAACUCAACAAGGAUUCAACCGUUAGUGGUUUAUUAGUUCAGCUACCUCUCCCAGAUCACAUAGAUGAACGAACAGUUUGUAACACCAUCGCACCUGAAAAGGAUGUGGAUGGAUUUCAUAUUAUGAAUAUCGGACGUCUGUGUCUUGAUCAGCCUUCUAUAAUACCUGCCACUGCUGCUGCCGUGUGGGAAAUCAUAAAACGAACAGGAAUACAAACAUUUGGAAAAAAUGUUGUUGUAGCUGGAAGAUCUAAGAAUGUUGGAAUGCCAAUUUCAAUGCUUUUACAUACUGAUGGAGAGCAUGAAAGGCCUGGAGGUGUCUGUAAGCUUCUGGACUGCUAUUUUGAAGGUGAUGCUACAGUGACCAUUACUCACAGAUACACACCAAAAGAGCAGCUCAAGAUCCAUACGCGACUCGCUGACAUUGUAAUAGUAGCUGCAGGUAUCCCAAAGUUGAUUACAACUGAUAUGGUCAAAGAAGGUGCAGCUGUGAUUGAUGUAGGCAUCAACCAUAUCCACGAUCCUCUUACGGGAAAGACCAAAUUAGUUGGGGAUGUGGACUUUGAAGCAAUGGGGGCACUGAGUGAAGAGUCAGCGAUUACUGUUUCAUCCCUCAGCACAGACUUAUGGAAUAAUUGGACAAAAAACAACGCUGAAGUAGACUACACAGAGCAGCCCAAGCUCUUGAAGCUUAUGCAGACCUGUCUUGAAGAACACCACAGCUAUUGUAUCAAUGGGCUCUGUGCGUUCCACAGCGAACUGAGGAAACCCAUAUGCAAGUGCCUUGCGGGUUAUAAUGGAGAGAGAUGUGAACAUUUAACGCUAAAUUCAUACGCACGUAAUUCUUACGAACGCUACAUCGCUGUGGGAAUUGGUGUAGGAAUACUGACGAGCGGGAUACUUGCCAUCAUCUACUGCUACGUAAGAAAGAGAUGCAGGAAAUUGAAAUCACCCUACAAAGUCUGCAUGGGCGAGACGGCGUUGUGAGGACGUGGCGUUGGGACACUUACCAAUUUGCCUGUAAACGCGAGGAAGUUCUUCUGGGAAGGCCACCCAGCGCCAUCUGGCAGGUACCCCAGCCUUGCUGACGAGACGAAACCAAGGGAAUGACAGAGCGAGUACAUAAAAAGAACUCCUGCAGAACUGACGGGCUCUGUUCACUUUUGAAGAAAGACUUCCUCUUUUUUAGUAAAGGUCGCUGGAUGAGCAGGUCUGAACAGCUAAGGAUACUUGCAGCCCUCAAUGCUCUCCUGUGGUUGGUAUUUGCUGAGGGGAGGACUGCUGGGUUUUAGCUGUUUUCAGUCACUUCAAGCCCUGUGGAGUGUUCUGCUCUGGGCUAUUCAUUUUUUUUUUUUUUUCCCCCUUCUGUUUUCUCCUGUGGAGGAAAAGCACAACCUGUCUCACGAUGGAGUUGUGUUCUGAGCAUCACGUGAUGACAAGAAACCGUUUGGGUUCUGAUUUCAGUGUUGCUGCCUAUGUGUGCGGGUAAACAGCCCUCUUCCAACACAGCAGUUAUCUUCAGCGUGCUACGCAAAGUAUAGCCUGCUGUUGCCGUAAAGGACAAAAUCAUACAAUACUUUGGACUGAGGAAAAUGGAGGCUUGCUUAAACUUAGGAAUAGAGAGUAAGCAAUUCCUGGAAAAUUAGACCGUGACACCUCUGGCCGUGGCAAGUUCUUAGCGUUGUCAUAAGCAAAGGACUUGGACGUCUUUCUCAAAAUGGAUUAUUGAGUGUGCUCGUGACAGAGAGCUCUGCUUUUCUCUAACAUCGUAUAGCAGCUGCUCAUCAGAUUCACGAAACUUCGGGCAGAACGUUACCUUGCUGCACCAUGACUUCGGCACAAGACUUCAGUUUCUAGAGAAGCUGGAAUUGUGUUAUGAAACUUCAGUAUAGCUUUGUCCGGGAAGCAGACUCUCUUUAUUCCCUUCUCACGUUAUGUGCACAAUGUGACCACUCAAAUAAGAAAGAAAUGACCGUAGGGAUUUUGUUCAGCCCUGGACAAACAGAUUACAUGUCAGAUGCUUGUUUUUGUUCAUCUUGUUGUCUACGAAGAAUCGCAAAGGUAGAAAGACUUCGUUCAAGGAAAAAGGAAGAAAAUUGGUUCUGAAGACGGUGGUGCUAACUGUGACUUCUCACUGGCAGUUGGAGUAUUUGCCAGUGCUGAUGAGACUGGAGAUGGCUCUAAGAGAUUGUCAUUUCAGCUGUUGCACAUUGUACACGCAUCUGCUGUGCUUAGUCAUCCACGAGGAAAAGGUAGUUAGGUACUCUGUGAUUUUUAUGGGAUGAUAUAGGCUCCCGAAUUUAGGUGCCCUGCUAGAAAGCUCAAUUUCUUUGUUAUGUGAGUCAGUUUUCACAAAAGGAUGCGUGUCGUGUGUUUAAAAAACGCUGUGUAUUUGUGCGACUACAAUGGUAGUGCUGAAAUGUGUAUGAAAGAUGGUUUUGAAAGGGUAAAUGUACAUUUGGCACUCAAGUGGUCUGAAGUUCAGUGGGCUUCUCGCCCGGGGGGAUCCCGGUCAGUAGCUGAGUCAUCUUGGCUGUCAAUUUGAUACCAAUAAAUAAAAC